This is a messenger RNA of Crotalus tigris (Tiger rattlesnake), 2060 nucleotides long. RefSeq names its product solute carrier family 22 member 3 (gene SLC22A3). Gene Ontology annotation, molecular function: transmembrane transporter activity. Gene Ontology annotation, cellular component: membrane. Lineage: Eukaryota; Metazoa; Chordata; Lepidosauria; Squamata; Viperidae. The record is from RefSeq and is a predicted model, not a curated record. Gene Ontology annotation, biological process: transmembrane transport.
AGGGAGGGAGAGAGGGGGAAAGAGAGAGAGAGAAAGAGAAUGUAUGAGUUAUAGAAAAUGCUCUUUAUAUAGUCACAAAGUUGGAAGAAAAGUUACCACCGCUAUCAUUUGGAGUCAUCCAAUUUAGUGCCGGGGGUGUGUGUAGAAGACAACGAGUGUUUACAAUGCCGUCUUUUGAUGAGGUUUUAAAACAGGCUGGAGACUUUGGAAAGUUUCAAAAGAAAGUCUUCAUCCUCCUCUGCCAGACUGGCAUUACCUUCUCCUUUCUAUUUGUUGGGAUUGUAUUUCUGGGACGAGAUCCUGAGCAAUAUUCGUGCAGGAUCCCUGGUGUAUCUGAACUGAAGAAGCAGUGUGAAUGGACGCUCGAAGAGGAAUACAACAUUACCAUUCAAGCCUCAAGCCUGGUGAAUUCUUCGCAAUGUGAGAGGCAUGACAUAAAGUGGAAUAACACCAGGCAUAAUUGUACGUAUCCACUGGCUCAUCUUACCAACAACUUUGCCGGUGAGUCAUUUACUACAUGCCAGGAUGGCUGGUUAUUCCAAAAACCCCACUCAACUAUUGCCAGUGAGUAUGACCUUGUCUGUGAGAACAAGUGGCUAAUAGACAUGACUCAGUCUAUACUCAAUAUAGGAUUUCUGGUAGGAGGUUUUGUUCUGGGAUAUGCUGCGGACAGAUUUGGCAGAAUCACCAUUUAUCUCUUUUCUUGCUUUGGGGCAGGACUAUGUGGCCUAAUAGUGGCUUUUGCACCAAACAUUAUUGUAUUUUCAAUAUUUCGCUUUCUACAAGGAAUCUUUGGAAAGGGAACCUGGAUGACAAGCUUUGUAUUGGUAACAGAGCUGGUUGGUUCAGAUCACCGACGGGUCGUUGGAAUUGUAAUACAGAUGUUCUUCACACUCGGAGUUGUGAUUCUUCCUGGAAUUGCUUAUGUGAUUCCCACAUGGCAGGGGAUUCAACUAGUUACCACACUUCCCAACUUUCUUUUCCUGUUAUAUUACUGGCUGGUCCCUGAAUCUCCACGGUGGCUGAUCACUCGCAAAAAAGGCAAGAAGGCCCUGCAGAUUGUGCAGUCUGUUGCCAAGGAAAAUGGACAAAGCCUCCCAGAGCAUUUUUCGGAGAUCAAGGUUUCUGAUGAAGAGGUGAGCAACCCCUCUUUGUUUGAUCUGGUUAGAACUCCACAGAUGAGAAAAUUCACUUUGAUUCUCAUGUAUGCCUGGUUCACCAGCGCAGUAGUUUACCAGGGGCUUGUGUUGCGCCUGGGACUCAUAGAAGGGAAUUUGUAUUUGGAGUUCUUCAUCUCUGCGGUGAUAGAGUUGCCUUCGGCUUUCUUAAUCUUAGCGACCAUUGACCGACUUGGCCGGCGUCCUCUGUUUGCCUCAGGAACUCUCGUGGCAGGGGCCGCCUGCUUAAUCACAGCAUUUUUACCAAAAGAUAUACCAUGGUUAAGUACAGCAGUAGCCAUCUUGGCAAGAUUGGGGAUCACCAUCACUUUUGAACUUGUGUAUCUCGUGAAUAGUGAACUGUAUCCUACAGUUUUCAGAAAUUUUGGUGUUUCACUAUGUUCAGGAAUGUGUGAUAUAGGGGGCACGGUAGCCCCAUUUCUGCUUUACCGAUUAGCAGACAUCUGGUCAGAGCUUCCUCUGAUUGUCUACUGUGUACUUUCUCUUCUCUGUGGGAUUCUGGUGCUACUUUUACCUGAGACCAAGGGGCAGCCCUUACCAGAGACAGUGGAAGAUGUAGAGAAAAUGUCAAGUUUCAAUGGCUGUUGUGAAAAAAAAAAGCGGCAAAAUUCCAGGAAAGAAAUUUGACCUUUUGUUAAUACUGCAAAACCUCAUGAGCUACCCUGUUUUCAAAUUCAUGACUGCUGGACACCAUCUUCUUUUUGGAGGAGAUGGAUUCAAUUGUGUCAUAAGCCCUAAAAGAACAUUUUUAUAAAGCAUAGAAUUUUUCUAUGGGAUAAAUAUGAACAUAUUUUCAGAACCUAUUGUUUCCAGAUAGGGAACUAUUAUAAAUGGCUCUCAUAGAAGAGUAAUCACUUACAUUAAAUAUUUUGUUUUACUACA